AUGGGUUCCCUUCCUUCACCCCAACCAACAACACCACCACCGUCGCCGGAAUUUUUUCCAUCUAGCUAUAGGGUAUAUGCCUCAUUUUGCGACAAGAGGGUUUCCAAUUGGAUAGAAUGUUACAAUCCAUCAAAUAACACAUGGAGCUACGUUAGCUCAAUUCCUAACCUAAUAGAAAACCAUGUCUUGAAAGGUUUUGCAAUGGUUACAGUAGGUGAUUCAAUUUACAUAAUUGGUGGAUUGCUAUGUCGAAGGGUGCGACAACCUAACAACUUCGACGAGUCCGACGAAUUUAUGGACGAUGGUGUUGAGGUGCUACCAUCGGCUCUUCGCUACAAUGUUCCUUCCAACCAAUGGUCUCAAUGUGCACCCUUAGGCGUGCCACGCUACGACUUUGCUUGUGCUGUAUGUGAAAAUAAAAUUUAUGUGGCAGGAGGCAAGUCUAGCUUGGCCAGUAGAAGAGGGAUUUGUUGCGCCGAGGUAUAUGAUCCAACUCUUAAUGUGUGGAGUCCUCUGCCUAGUAUGAGCACAUUCAGGUACAAAUGUGUAGGCGUAACAUGGCGAGGUAAAAUCCAUGUGGUAGGGGGUUUUGCCAUGAGAGGGGACUCCGAUAAAACGGUGCCGUUUAUAACUGAAAGGAGCUCCGCCGAAGUGUACGAUCCGAUAACCGGAAAAUGGGACCUAAUGGCAGGAAUGUGGCAAUUAGACGUGCCUCCUAAUCAGAUUGUAGAAGUUGAUGGAAGACUGUUUAGCUCUGGUGAUUGCUUAAUGGCAUGGAAAGGUCACAUUGAAGCUUAUGAUGGGAAGCUCAAUAUAUGGAAUGUUGUUGAUGGAUCACAUUUGCAGACUCUUAACUCCCCAAUUUCCACUGCUUCAGAAGGCAGCAAUGAAAAUUGGCCACCAAUCCAACGGAUAUAUCUCACUAUGGCACCAAUUGGGACUCAAUUAUUUUUCUUGGCAGGUUAUAGGAUGACUGGGGAAUUGUCACGGAUAAAGUCAAUGGUCCUUAAUUUUGACACUACAGCUACUACACAUGCAUGGAGGAGCUAUGAGCCCAUGGAAGAAGAGGGAGUGAAAGAACUUUGCAGCCAUUGUUGCGCAGUUAGAGUUUCUGAAGCAAUCUAG
Messenger RNA from Dovyalis caffra, 1125 nucleotides. NCBI's taxonomy places the organism in Eukaryota, Viridiplantae, Streptophyta, Magnoliopsida, Malpighiales, Salicaceae. The record is from the annotation of a GenBank genome assembly.